CCGCAUUUAUAGGAGGAGCGGCCGGGCGCCGCGGCAGGGCCCUCCCCGUCCCGCAGACGCCAGCGGGGCGGUGGCCCCGGUUAAAGGGGAAACUUGUCAGCGCCGCCGCCCGCUCCGCUCCGCCGCUGCCGCCCCGCGCCCCUCGGCUCCGCCGCGACUUCUGCCCUCCGCUGCCGCCAAGAUGCUGCUUUUGCUGCUGGGGAUCAUCGUGCUCCACGUCACCGUGCUGGUGCUCCUCUUCGUCUCCACCAUCGUUAGCCAAUGGCUGGUGAACGGCGGGCACACGGCGGACCUCUGGCAGAACUGCACCUCCGGUAGCGUCUUCCACUGCCUGACCUCCUCCACGAACGAAUGGCUGCAGUCUGUCCAAGCGAUGAUGAUCCUCUCCAUCAUCUUCAGCGUCUUGUCCCUGUUCCUGUUCUUUUGCCAGCUGUUCACGCUCACCAAGGGCGGGCGGUUCUACGUUACCGGAGUCUUCCAAAUCCUUGCUGGGCUCUGCGUGAUGAGCGGCGCGGCCAUCUUCACAGUGAGGCACACGGACUGGCACCAAGCCUCGGAAAACACCUCCUACGGUUUCGCCUAUAUCCUGGCGUGGCUGGCCUUCCCCUUGGCCCUCGCCAGCGGCAUCAUCUACGUCAUCCUACGGAAGCGGGAGUGAUGCCGCGGGAGGCGGCGUGGCGUGACAAGGGCACUCAUGACGUCCACGGAGGAGACGGAGGCGGGGGAAAAUAGACGAGAAAACGGAAAAGAAAAUUAACCAGAAAAAAAAAAAAAAAAAAAAAAGAAAA
Chroicocephalus ridibundus (black-headed gull) is the source of this 788-nucleotide messenger RNA. RefSeq names its product peripheral myelin protein 22 (gene PMP22). Bases 182 to 658 code for a protein of 158 amino acids. The record is from RefSeq and is a predicted model, not a curated record. Gene Ontology annotation, biological process: myelin assembly. Lineage: Eukaryota; Metazoa; Chordata; Aves; Charadriiformes; Laridae. Gene Ontology annotation, cellular component: plasma membrane. The transcript has 5 exons.